AUGGAGCCGUUUGCAAGUGUACUCACUACUUUUGAAAAGGUAGAGCCUAAGCAAGAAAUUGAAAAAGAUGAAGAGGAGGCGGUAGUUCCGGAAAAUUAUAGUAUGCUUCCAGCCCUUGAGAAUGCUGAGUCUCAGACAUCAGAUGAUCGUCAAAAUUCAAAAUUUGCUCAGAGAGAAUCUCAGCUCUUAAUUCAAUUAGUUCGAGAACAAAUGGAUAUUUUGGACAAAAAUUACACGGAUUACUUUGCCAAUGAGAAUGAAGUAUGUCAUGGAGAUGAAGAUGACUUUAACACAAGUACAUCAAAUUUGUUAACUGGAAAAAAUAUAGGUGGGCCCUUCAAGGCACCUACAGUGGCAAGACUGAGAAUACAACCUUUUCAGCAGAAUGUUCAAUACAUCCAUUUUAGAGAAGGACUGACUGUCACAGAGAUAGUUCACUUGCUUGAAGAAGAUUUUCAAGGUAUCGUUGAUGAUUGUAGUGGUGAUGAUAUAGAAGUAGAGGAUAUUUUCAUUGCACCACCACCUGCCAACGAACUAACUUAUAAUGACAGUGGUGAUGAAGACACAGGUCUGCUGGACAAUUUGUUUGGCAUUCAAUUUGAGGGAACUGGG
Molecule: messenger RNA, 612 nt
Organism: Gryllus bimaculatus (two-spotted cricket)
Lineage: Eukaryota; Metazoa; Arthropoda; Insecta; Orthoptera; Gryllidae
Source: the annotation of a GenBank genome assembly